Coregonus sp. 'balchen' is the source of this 7383-nucleotide messenger RNA. Lineage: Eukaryota; Metazoa; Chordata; Actinopteri; Salmoniformes; Salmonidae. The record is from the annotation of a GenBank genome assembly.
UUGCGAUGCUUGGUGAAACAGUUGGAACGAGGAGAGGCGUCCGUCGUCGACCUCAAGAAGAACUUGGAGUAUGCAGCCUCAGUCCUGGAGUCUGUGUACAUCGAGGAGACACGGUAUGGAUACCUUAUCAUGGGCACAACAGUACAGUAGAUUGGUCAAUUCCACUAUACAUAUUACAUACAGUAUCUGACAUAUUCUGUGUGAACUAUUAUUAUUAUUAUUAGUUAUUUCUCAAAAUGUUCUGUCCUACAGAAUGUUAUUUCUCUCUCUCUCUCUCUCUCUCAGAGCUAGCUCCUCUUAUAUCUAAGCUCUGGCUAUCAAAGAUAGCUCGAGUCUCUACUCUAGUCUCUAUCAGAUCGCUGAGAUUCUCUCUCUCUCUCUCCUCUCUCUUCUCUCUCUCUCUCUCUCUUCUCUCUCUCUCUCUCUCUCUCUCUCCUCUCUCUCUGUCUGUCUCUCUCCCCAUCUCUCGCUUACUCUCCUGCACUUUCUCUCUCCCUUAUGGAAAAACCACAUGAAUGUGAUCUUAUGUGAAAUGAAUGUGAUAACAUGUGACAACAUGUAAAAGCAACAUGAAACUACACAUGUGAAAACAAUGAGCACGUGAAAACAUGAUCAGAAUUUCAACAAGUGAUACCAUGAAACUACACGUGACAACAUUUGAACAUUUUUCACAUGUAAAACUGCAAAUUAGAUUUUCACAUGUGAAUGUUUUUCACAUGUGAAAGUGCAAAUUCAAUUUUCACAUGUGAAAGUUGUUCACAUGAAAAUGCAAUUCCACAUGUGAGAUUUAGGUUUUCACAUGUGAAAGUUCUAAAACAUGUUAUUCUCCUGACAUGGGAAAAGGUGGUGUUAACAUGUGAACUCUAAUUUAAUAAAUGUAAUCAUAUGGUUUCACAUGUGAACAAUUGACCUCACAUGUCUCUUUUGUUUUCACAUGUGAAAGUUUCAGCUCAACAGGGGAAAACAACUAUUUCACAUGUGAAAAUGUGAUUUCACAUGUGAAAUGCGAUUUUCACACGGGAAACUGUACAUUUCACAUGUGUUUUUUGGGAAGGGAAGUAAUGAAAGGUAUGGGUAUUUUAAGGUAAGUGGUACGCUGUUAAACUAAAAUAGUGUAAACAUCUUUAAUCAAUAUGAUUACAUUUGACAUGAUGACUUAGAGCUGACUUUCCAAUAUGACUCCACUUGGGAUUUAAACUCACAACCUCUGGAUUUGGGGUACGCUGAUCUUUCUAAUGCGCCACAAAGUCUGUAGCAUUUUCAGAAGUCUCCUACAGAUUCAAUACCUAUAAUACAUCUCUGCACUUAGCAAAAUAGUGCCAUCUGCACUGCUAUUUUAGUUACCAGAUAAUAUGACUAUUCUCUCAUCAUUGAUUUCAUUUACUUAUUUCAGCAAUUUGUAGUUUUGACCAAAGUGUAGGAAUACAGGUGAAAUCAGUUAUUGACACCGACAUGGUGACGUAGCAACAAGAUUGGAAUGCAAUGGUUGUGAAUUCAAAUCCCAAGUGAGGACAUGUUGAAUAAUAAUUACAGUAUAAAUAAACAUAAACAAUGUAAUCAUGUGUGUCAAAUAUGUAAAUUGAAAACACUGUGACCGCGUGACAUUCCGGGGACAUCCUAAUGAAUGUUAAAUUUUUUAUGCAGGAUAUCACCUGUGAAAUAUCAUGUGAAAAAUAUAAAUGUGAAAUUUCAUGUGAAAUAUCAUCACAUGUGAAGUGUUCCAAAACCAUAUGGUUUCACAUGAUUUGUGAAAGGUUAUGUGAUCACAUGAAAAUCCACAUGUGAAACUUAAUGUGAAAUAUCAUCACAUGGUUUUUCAGUAAGGUCUCUUUCUCUCUCUCUCUCUCUCCCGCUCUCUCUCUACCUCCCUCUCCCUCUCUCUGUCUAUCUCUCCCUCUCCCUCUCUCUGUCUCUCUCUCCCUCUCCCUCUCUCUGUCUCUCUCUCUCGCUCUGUAUUCCCCUCUCUCUCUCCCUCUCCCUCCUCUGUCUACACAUAUUUGUUAGAGAGAAAGAGAGCAGAAUUGGGUUUUAAUGAAAAACCUUAUCAAGUGCUCAAAACAAAGUAGUUAUUUUAACUUGAUUGAAAUAUUAUUGAUGAGAAGAGAUGGGCCCUGCUCUGUGUGUGUGUGUGUGUGCACGCGUUUGUGCGUGUGUGUACAUGCAUAAAUGCAUACUUGUGCAUCCAUGCAUGCACGUAUCUGCGCAUAUAUGUGUGUGUGCAUGUGUCCGUCCCUCUCUGCAGACGGUUGGUGGACACAGAGGAUGAGCUCAGUGACAUCCAGUCGGACUCGGUGCCGUCGGAGGUGCGUGAUUGGCUUGCCUCCACCUUCACGCGUCAGAUGGGUCUGAUGCUGCGCCGGACCGAAGAGAAACCGCGCUUCCGCAGCAUCGUACACGCAGUGCAGGCUGGGAUAUUUGUUGAGAGGUUAGUUUGUCCUACAAUGUCCUCCGAACAUGUAGUAUGUUUCUUACUAAACUGGGAGAGCAGCACUGACAGUAACACACUGUCAGUGUAUUUGUGAAGAGGUUGAUUGUCCUACAAAUUCACUACACUGCCAAAAGUAUGUGGACACCCGCUCGUCGAACAUCUCAUUGCAAAUUCAUGGCCAAUAAUAUGGAGUUGGUCCCCCCUCUGAUGCUAUAACAUACUCCACUCUUCUGGGAAGGCUUUCCACUAGAUGUUGGAACAUUGCUGCGGGGUCUUGCUUCCAUUCAGCCACAAGACCAUUAGUGAAAUCGGGCACUGAUGUUGGGAAAUUAGGCCUGGCUCGCAGUCGGUGUUCCAAUUAAUCCUAAAGGUGUUCGAUGGGUUUGAGGUCAGGGCUCUGUGCAGGCUAGUCAAGUUCUUCCACACCGAUCUCGACAAAUGAUUUCUCUAUGGACCUUGCUUUGUGCACGGGGGCAAUGUCAUGCUGAAACAGGAAAGGGCCUUCCCGAAACUGUUGCCACAAAGUUGCAAGCACAGAAUCGUCUAGAAUGUCAUUCUUCACUGAAACUAAGGGGCCUAGCCUGAAUAAUAAAAAACAGCCUCAGACCAUUAUUCCUCCUCCACCAAACUUUACAGUUCACACUAUGCAUUCGGGCAGGUAUCGUUCUCCUGGCAUCCGCCAAACCCAGAUUCAUCCAUCGGACUGCCAGAUGGUGAAGCGUGAUUCAUCCCUCUAGAGAAUGCGUUUCCACUGCUCCAGACACCAAUGCCGGCGAGCUUUACACCACUCUAGCCAACUCUUGGCAUUGUGCAUAGUGAUCUUAGGCUUGUGUGCGGCUGCUCGGCAGCUCCCGAAGAACAGUUAUUGUGCUGACGUUGCUUCCAGAGGCAUUUUGGAAUUUGGUAGAGAGUGAAUUUUUACGUGCUACGCGCUUCAUCACUCGGCGGUCCCGUUCUGUGAGCUUGUGUGGCCUACCACUUCGCGGCUGAGCCGUUGUUGCUCCUAGACGUUUCCACUUCACAAUAACAGCACUUACAGUUGACCGGGGCAGCUCUAGCAGGUCAGAAAUGUAACAAACUGACUUGUUGGAAAGGUGGCAUCCUAUGAAGGUGCCACGUUGAAAGUCAAUGAGCUCUUCAGUAAGGCCAUUUUACUGCCAAUGUUUGUCUAUGGAGAUUGCAAUGCUGUGUGCUCGAUUUUAUACACCUGUCAGAAACGGGUGUGGCUGAAAUAGCCAAAUCCACUAAUUUGAAGGGGUGUCCACAUACUAUUGGUCAUGUAGUGUAUAUGAUCUGUGUAUUUCAUACUGAACUAGGAUAUACCACAUUCAUCUCCCUGUUAGUCUCUCGCGACAGACUGUUAACAAUAACAGCCCCCAGCAUCAAAUCAAGUAGCUUGCAUUUAAGAUUUGUUUCUGCGUCCCAGGAUUAUCUCAUGCUAGCAGUUACCCAUAGACUUCCAGUCAUUGCGCUAAUGCUAGUUAGCAUUGGCUCCCGAAACUACCUCUAACUUCCUUCAUACUGGACAUAGAUACAUAAAAAUGGUAUCCAAUUCAUAUGCCUCUGGGGAAGUAGAUAAAGGGCCUCAUUGCCAAAAUCCUGAAGUAUCCCUUUAAUGGACAGGAGUUCCAUAUUUUUCCCUACUGUCAAUGGAGCCAUCAAAGUAAUUUUGUCCUGUAGAGAAUGCCUUAUCAUAAAGAACCCUACAUGAAAGUGUGUGCAUCCAGCAAUCUCUGGCCAAGCCCUGGGUGGGUUUAUUUGAUAGCAUACGGUAUGUAUCAGUCUCACAGUAGAAGCGUAAAUCCCAGCCUAGAUGAUAAGCAUUGGGAAGGUCACCCAUCACAUCCCUGUUGUGAGGUAUUUCCCCCAGAACCAUCCUCCCCUUACCCUUGAAAUGGUAAUACCACUAGCCAUCUCCCCCCGUCCACCUCCACCAAUCAGUGGUCCUUGGGUCUCUGGGUGUCCUAACAUUGUGUGCAUGGGCGUGUGUGUGUGUGUGUGUGCAUGCGUGUGUGUUAUCUCUCCCUGACAGGAUGUACCGCCGGACGUCCAACAUGGUGGGAUUAAGCUAUCCGCCCAGCGUGAUCACGGUGCUCAAGGUAUUAAGAAUCGCGACCUGGCAAGGACGGCAAUAGGCCAACGAGGCAGGGGAAGUCUGAGAUGUGCCAAUGGGGUGGCGGGGAGGGAGGGCCAGGCCUGCGAAAUACCAGGCCUGGCCCUCCCUCCCCGCCACCCCAAGCAGGGGCAACCAAGAUAUAACCAUACAUCAUUCACAACCUCACCCUAUUUCCUUCAAAUAGCCCCUCACAUACACAGUAUAUGAUGGAAUAUAUAUGUGUAGAAUCACAGUACAUACAGGCUGCAUGCAUUAAUUUCAAGCCAUUCUCCUCCGAUGCCAGAACACACAAGGGUAAAAGCAGCAUUUGACAAAAAUACAAUGUAUUUUUACUAUUGAAUGUCUGUCCUGUAAUGAGUAAUCAUGUGUGUCCUGGUUACUGACAGCAGGACCUAUUCCCAUGCAAAAGAACACAAGGUAUUAAUACCCUGCUGAUCUUAUGGAAGGGAUUUUCAUGUAAUGUGUUGUUGUUAUUGGUGUGUAAUAUUUGCGUAGCGUGCAAUGUUUUCAUGCCUCAUGACGUGAUGACUCUCCAUCUGCAGAGAGAGAUGACAGAAUUAGAGUUUUGUUUGAUCUGUUUAAUCUGGUGUGAUGACAAAGUGUAUCUCUCUUUCUCUGCUAUUGUCACACACACACACACACACACAGACACACACACACAUAUGCUUGCAUGCACACACACACACACACACACACCACCUGACCAUCUGGGUAACCCUAACCGGUUGCUCAGAGGCACAGAGGUCAACUAGAGGUCAAUAGUGCGUUGUGUUUUAUGCACAUCAUAAAUUAUGACAUAGGUGGUCUCCCGUGGGGUUUGGGUUCAACACCCCAUUCCAACCCCAUCAGUAUGAUGAACUUAACUGUCUCAUGACAUGUGCUGUCUAUAUUUCAUAACUAAACAACAUUGUAAAACAGCCAUUAACCUAAACCUUGAGAGGUCAGAAUCCAUACAAAACCAGGAAAAGCCUGUAGAAUGAAAACCAGGACUUUGUGUCAUAAACUUACUGGACCAACCCUGUUCAGUUCGGACCAAUGUGCUGACAGCAGGGUGGAUUGGCCAUCUGGCAAUUCUGGCAAAAGCCAGAUGGGCUGGAAUUGUUUUGUUGUUGGGUGUGCUGGUCGAAAUUGACACUCACCCAAAAAAUUUAUCUGUUAUACUAAUCAGUGAGCAACGGCCAACCGCCCUCCCAAGAUGGGCCAGCCUGGUUUUCUGAAAGACUGAGCUGAGGUCCCUGCCCCUGUGCCUGCGCCCUCCCAUGCGCUCGAAAGAAAAAUGUAUUCUGAUCAUAAAACAUUUCAAAAUGUAACUGAGGGAAAAACACAGCUUUGGAAGCUUCGUCCCCUUGUCCCUGUCGAAGAGAGGUGGGUCUCACCUUUCUGUAGAUAUUUUUAUUUUUUAGAUAUUCAGCUCAAUAGCAACUAUGUAUUUUACAACCAAGAUAUUUGACAUGGCUUUGGGAUGUGGAGUGCCGUGCCUAAAACUGCAUAGUUUUUUGUAUUUUUGGAUGAAUACAUGGGUAUAAAAAUUAAAAUAAAUCUGUAGUCCUAUUUUGACAGAGUUGGCAGCACGUGCAGUGAUGUGGGCUGGUGUGGAUAAAAUGCCAGGGCCUAAUUCUUGACCCAGGCCGCCCCUGGCUGACAACAAUCCUUACCGAUGCUGUGAUAUCAUCAUGCCUCACCUUAUGAAUCCUGGCUUGACUGCUAUUAGAUUUCCUCCAGCUAUCUCACAAAGCUAUUUUCUUCGUAUUCUCCUCUAAAACCGCUAAAUAACACAGUGUUGAAAUGAAAAGCUCUGUGGGCUACUUACCCCCGUUCCUUCUGUAGUCAUCCUGCUGUCCUGACCUGUCAUUGGUUGAUUCACACAGAGACUGGAGAACUUGGCUUAGUCAUCUCUGAGCCCGCUCUCUUCCUCUUUCUUUCUCUCUCUCUCCACCUCAUCCCUCUUUCUCUCUCCAUUUCCAUCUCUCUCUUUCAGUAUGCCCGCAGGCUGUGUAAGCCAGUGGCGGGAGACAGAGAUGGAGAGCAGGCGAAAACUUCCAAUUUAAAGAUUUAAAUCUUUAAUGUGUUGUAAUUCAAAUGGCCCCUGCACCAGACAUGUCAGAAGAACUCCACAUAACUUUGUUGGAAAGAGAGAGAGAGGGAGGGAGGGAGGGAGGAAGUUGUAUAGAGAAUGAGAGAGAGAGAAGGGGGAGUGAGGGAGAGAGAGAGAAUGGGGGAGAGAGGGAGAGAGAGAGAAUGGGGAGGUAUGGCGAGAGAAGGGGGGAGUAAGGUAGAGAGAGAAUAAUCAUGUCAAUAACUCACCUCUAGAUGUACAUGGGGAUUCUGUUCUUGUUCAUUAUUACUUAGGUUCCUAUUAUGACUCCUAAUAGCGCCUGGCUUUAAAUUCAUGUAACAUACUGUAUCAUCAAACAAACUAGAAAUAACGUCUGAUGUAAAAACAUGCUUACUGCUUCAUGGUUUUCAAAUGGUCAUGCAGGCUUUCAAUAAAGUGAAUUUAUUGAUCACCUAAAUUCAAUGAAAUAAUACUUGAAUAUAAGCAAUGUAUAGCAAUAUAAAGGAAAAUAAAAUGUUUGAGACUCAGAUGCACACCAUUUUCAUUUUAGAAGAUACCCCUCCCUGCUCCUCCUCAAUUAUUUGCCUUACAGACACAUUCAGAUUCAAAUGUAGUCUUUCAAUACUUGUUCUGACAAUGACUCCCUCUCUUUCGCAGCACGUGGACAUGUGGUCUUUUGACGUGUUUGCCCUGAAUGACGCGAGUGGGGACCACGCGUUGAAAUUCAUAUUCUAUGAGCUCCUCACAAGAUAUGACCUCAUCAAUCGCUUCAAGGUAAGCUGA